AGCACGACCGUUCCUCGCGGGCGGGCGGGGUCCGCGCCGCGGCCGCCGCCGCGCUCCGGCCGGUGCUGCCGCCAGAGGCGGCGGCAGCGGCCCCGGCCCCGGCCAGCGCGCGGCGCCCCCCGGCCGCGCCCCCGCGCGCAGCUCGCGGCCCUGGCCAUGGGGCUGCGCGGGCCCGGGGCUCGGCCGAGCUGAGGCGGCGGCGCCGGUCCGCGCGCCCUUUGGGGCCACCUCCGCACCCUGCUCGCCGGCGUCUGGCUCUCAUGAUGAUGAAGAAGAAGAAGUUUAAGUUUAAGGUGGACUUCGAGCUUGAGGAGCUCUCGUCGGUGCCCUUCGUCAACGGGGUCCUCUUCUGCAAGAUGCGGCUGCUGGACGGCGGCAGCUUCACCGCCGAGUCCCCCAGGGAGGUGGUGCAAGCAAACUCUGUUCACUGGAGGAAGAAGUUCUCAUUUAUGUGCAAAAUGAGUGCCAGUGCCACUACGGGCAUCCUAGAUCCUUGCAUCUACAGAGUAUCUGUGAGGAAGGAAUUAAAAGGUGGAAAAGCUUAUGCAAAGCUGGGCUUUGCAGAUCUAAACCUGGCAGAGUUUGCUGGAUCAGGAAAUACCACGCGUCGCUGUUUACUAGAAGGCUAUGAUACCAAAAAUACAAGACAGGAUAACUCCAUUCUUAAAGUUUUGAUCAGUAUGCAGCUGAUGUCUGGUGACCCAUGCUUUAAAACGCCUCCUUCUACAUCAAUGUCUAUACCGAUUGCUGGUGAAUCUGAAUUUCUGGAAGAAGAUAGAAAAGGUGGAGAGACUCUCAAAAUCCAUCUUGGAAUAGCAGAUAUUUCAGCAAAGAGUGCCUCUGUUCCAGAUGAACUUGGAGCCUGUGGACAUUCUAGAACAUCAAGCUAUGCAAGCCAGCAGUCAAAAGUAUCAGGGUAUAGCACAUGCCACUCCCGGUCAUCUAGCUUCUCUGAGCUCUGCCACAGGAGAAAUACCUCAGUGGGAAGUACAUCAACAGGAAUUGAAAGUAUUCUGGAGCCAUGCGAUGAGAUUGAACAAAAAAUAGCUGAACCAACUCUUGAUACAGCUGAUAAAGAGGAUACAGCUUCAGAAAUACUCAGCAGAUGCCCCAUGAAACAAGAUUCUGUAGAAUCUCAGCUGAAGCGAGUUGAUGACACCAGAGUGGAUGCCGAUGACAUUGUGGAGAAAAUAUUACAAAGUCAAGACUUCAGCCUAGAUUCCAGUGCAGAAGAAGAAGGACUGAGGCUAUUUGUGGGUCCUGGGGGACGUACAACCUUUGGCAGUCAUCAUCUUCCAAAUAGGGUGGGGUCUGGAGCUUACGAACAAGUUGUGAUCAAACGCUAGAAGUCAAGCUGGUGAACUGAAGCCUCCCUGUGGGUUUAAGAUGUGGGCAAUUGAGCAAUCAAGGCACUUUAUUCAAGUACUUAUGAGAAAAUGAACCUAUUAAAAAAUGAAGUACGUUCUUCUAUCAAGAGGAAAACCAACACUGAUUUUGUCUCUGAAAGUGCCCACCACUGUCGGAAUGGUAGCAUCAAGGCAAUGUGCCACGUGUUUACGGGUACACGGCUUGUGUAGUUGCUGCACAGGGUAACAAAAGCCUGCUUUUUCUUUCAAAACAUCCUGGUGGGGAAAAUAGGUCUGUACAUCUGAGUCUAGUUUUAAUGUUGAAGUGUAAAACCUAUGAUAGAAGUGCUCAACAGAUUUGGGCUCUAAUUAUUUAAUUUUAUGUUUGAGAGAUAAUAAGUGAAAAUAAUUUAAACCCUGUAAAUUCUGUCAAGAUAGUUAUAAUUCCUGUGAAGGGAACCUUCCAUAUUAUUCUGCUUAAAGUAUUGUAGUAAGUUUAUUAACUCUUUUUGAUGUAAUAACUGAUAUAAAGUGUGGGUGUUCAUGCUUUGGGAAAAUGUUAUACUACAAUUUAAAUGUAUAAAAUGCUUAAUAAUUCUAAAUGUAAAAGUCAUAAGUCAAAUAACAAGUGUGUUUAAGUCGGAUAUACAUGAAUGGGUAUAAUGCCAUUAUUAUGCAGUAUGUAUUGCAGGACUCCCACUAGACUAUAUAAGAGAUUCAAGUUAAGUUUAGGGGCCAGCCUGGUGGCGUAGUGGUUAAGUUUGCUUGCUCCGCUUCAGUGGCCCAGGGUUCGCAGGUUCGGAUCCCGGGCACGGACCAACGCACUGCUUGUCAAGCCAUGCUGUGGCAGCAUCCCAUAUACAAAAUAGAGGAAGAUGGGCACGGAUCUUAGCCCAGGGCCAAUCUUCCUCAGCAAAAAGAGGAAGGAUUGGCAUCAGAUGUUAGCUCGGGGCUAAUCUUCCUCACAAAAAAAAAAAAAAAGAUAAGUUUAAUAAUCAGUAUAUUAGGCUACCAUAAGGCACCCUAAGAUAAGAGCUGUUUUAACUAACUGAAUAAUAUCUGCUGGUUUCAGAGUCAAAAUUUAGAGCAACAGGAGGAAAACUGUGAUAUGAGUAGAAACAGAGCAGUCUUUUCUCUGUAAGUUCAGACUUACCUGAAACUGAAAAUUAUUCCAAGGAGGUAGUGGAUAAAAGAUGAGACAGCUGCUUGACGUCACUGACAUGGACCUGUGGUUUUCUGUUUUAGCCCCCCAUGAUUAGAUACUCUCUUUCCUUCUUUACUAUAUCAGAAGCUCGUUGUUUUGAGGUAAGAAUAGAAUAUAACAUGCAUCAAAUAGAGCUUUAAAAUAAUAUCUGAUCUGGAUCCAGUUUAACAGCACAGCAGAUAAAUCUUAGGAGUUUUUCUGGUCUUAUGUCAUAGUUUCUGUGUGGAAAGAUCUCAGUUUUCUUGGAAUCACUCAGUCCCUGAAGAAAAAUGUAGAUUCUAUAGAACCAGUAAUUCCCAGUCCUUACUUUCAAAACCAUGUCCGAGAAACGUAAUAUGUUAGGAUAGAAUUACUUUGGUCUAGGUAUUUUCAUGUUGGCAACAUAAGGGAAAAAAUGUAUUAUUUUUAAGAAAAUAUUAUUUUAAUAUCCAAAUUUAGAGAUAUGUAAAAAUUUGAAUAGUUAAUGUUAGGGCUUUUGUUUUUUUAAUAUUUUAAGGAUUGGGUAUUCCAAAUUUAUCCAAUACUACUUUACAACAAAUAGAUUCUGAGAUUUUUAAAGAGAUGACACUCUAUUUUAGAAUAUUUUGAAUGUUGAGAGAUAGGGUUUUCUGAGUAAUUAGGUAUACUGUAUUUAAGAUUUGUUUUGAAGAAAAUAAAAUUGACCUGAACAUUUUAUUCUAACCAAGGAAAAUGUUAUCUUAAGUGGUAAAGACUUGCUGUCUGACUAAACAAGUGAAGUGAUCUAUUCAUUAUAUCUUAUGGGAGAAAAAAAUCAAAGUUUUUAAUAGAGAUAUGAAGAUAUUGUUUAGAGAGAUAUUUAUUAUGACAUGUUUUAAAAACUUAUUUUUCUAUUUUCGAAAUAUUAUUUCUAGGCUAUAUUUUUUAUUGGCGCUCUGCAAAUGAUUUUGCAGUUUUGAAAAUGAUAAUAGAAAUAGAUUGUAAGCGAGGUUCAGUGAGGACAUUCUCCAGAUGUGUCAGAGGUGCUGUAAUCCGGGCACUGCCUUGUCUUACUCAUCCUUUGCUGCUCCUGGCCCAAUAAUGUAUACAAGACUAGCUCUCAGUAUUUAAAAUGAUAUAGAAUUAUUAUUUAAAGACAAAAUGUGGAGAGAUUUUGAAAAGCAUAAAAAUCUUGCCUUUAUAAUUUCAGUAGCCACCAGAUACAUCUUGAUUUAUGUAGUAUUAAAUAUAACAAACAUUUUAAUAAGUAGAAACAUUGAUUAGGAAGAAAAAAGAUGGCAAUGUCCUCUGUAGUCAGUGAAAGUCUGGAUUCAUUUUACCCUAUUUUGUUUUCCAUCAGCAUACUUUGCAACCAAAUUUCAUUACAGUCCUUGAAAAUGUUUAUUAAAGAUUGCCUGUCUGCCUUACUUUCUAGUUUUUCUUUUUUUAAAGCAUGUGCUGUUAAUAUCUUAACCAUGUAGCUAUUGAAAAAAAUCUGCUUAUUAAAUAUCAAGUCCACUUGUGGUUUCAUUUUGAGUUUAGAAAUUCAAAUUUGCAGAAUUAGAUCUCAGUAAAUUGAUUUUUAAAUAUUUAAGUCAAAUUUCAAAUUACCCAGUCUUGGAGAAUUUGUAGAUGGAUAACAUUUUCUUUUGCUAAUCCUAUGCUAGAGAAAAAGAUUAAUGGUAUUUUAAAGCUAUAUAUUUGUGAUCAGAUAAGGAAGAACCUUGAAUACCUUGUUUGAGGGAAAUACCGAGGCUGGUCACGAGCCCACUUCCUGUGACUUGUGCUGCUGACUGAAACCAGUGAGGAAGUGAAGGGUGCACAGGGCAGCGAAGGCCCCCGGCUGUCAGUUUACACUUCCAUCCAUGGUUGACUCUCUUUUGUGUGAUGUUGAAGGCUUCUGUAUACAAACAACUAAUGUGGAUUAGUACUUACAAUCUGAGAACGUCUCAACUAAGAAUCCUAAAGUGCACCAUCCCAUUCCAGCAAAAUACUAUCGGAGUCAUGAUAUCCAAAGUAGAUUCUUCUGUAUGUGCUUUUUUUUUGCAUGAAAACUGUGAGCCACAGAGGUCUCCCGCUUAGCCCAUUUGUUGCAAAAGGGAAAAAAUCUCCUACUAGCCUCCAGUCAAAACAUAUUCAGAUAGCAAUGAGUUUUAAUAAAUUAAAACAUCCAGAAGUAAUUUUAGACUUUAGAGAUUUCCAUGCUAAUAGACCACUUUGCAAGCUCAAGCUGACAGUAUUAUUAAAUACUUCAUUGAAGUACUCGAAAGUGUCAGGAUUCCAGUAUACAUACUAAUGCUCUGAAAGAGACUGGGCUCGUAUGGUGGGUUGCAUUAUAUUUUAUCAGGUCUUUAACUAGGGCAACUCAGAAGUUAUACUUGGUCAGUUCUCCCAGAUGGUACGUCUUGUGAAUAUAAUCAAGUACUAUAGUUGAAAUCGUGUUAUGCCACUACUCAUGUGUGGGCUUAGGUACUAUGCAUGAUUUUAAUAGCUGAGAUGUUAAAGAAUAUGAAGUCUAAAACUAUAAAGGAUGAAAUAUGCCUAUAUUAACCCUGUUUUAAGACUGCUCUGGAAAUAAAGGCCUUAUUAUUCCCUUAUAUAUGUGACUUUGCAUAAGAUAAUAUAUACACAGUAUAUUUUAAAUGGUUGUGUGAGUGGUCUCUAGCUACUCCCUCUAUGACAAACCUGGCAACAUUUUUAAUUUACACGGACAACAUACUCUGCAUUUACAAAUGCUUAUUUGCGUCUUACGGAUAUAACAAAGAAAAUUCUAUUGCUGAGAUUCAUUGACCAAAUCUCAUGCAGAGGAAGGCAUGUAGGGUAUAUUCAGUUUGAUUGUUUUUUGGAAAUUCAUCUGAUUUGGGGGAUCACCUUCCUCUGAUGCAUUUAUUUGAUCCUCUGGAAGUAGAUACACUUGUAGGUAAUCAUGUAGAUGUUUAAGAAAAAAUGUUUACUGAAGUGAUUCCAUUAGUAUUUUGUGCUGAUACUUGGAGAAUGACCUUCAUAUUUAUAUAUUUCUUUGUUUUAACUGUACACUAUAAAUCCAGGAAAUGUUUCCUUUUUUUUUUUUUACAAAAACUAAUUUUUUAUUAUAAAGUAUUUGUAAUAAUGUAAAGGUGAAUCUUAUACAUGUUCAAUAAAAAUUAUCUUAAAGU
Messenger RNA from Diceros bicornis minor, 5642 nucleotides. It is a transcript of the gene EEIG2, whose product is annotated as EEIG family member 2. Lineage: Eukaryota; Metazoa; Chordata; Mammalia; Perissodactyla; Rhinocerotidae. The transcript is spliced from 11 exons. The record is from RefSeq and is a predicted model, not a curated record. The coding region runs from base 261 to 1346 and encodes 361 amino acids.